Messenger RNA from Penicillium subrubescens, 897 nucleotides. RefSeq lists its product as uncharacterized. Bases 1 to 897 code for a protein of 298 amino acids. Gene Ontology annotation, molecular function: hydrolase activity. The record is from RefSeq and is a predicted model, not a curated record. The transcript has a single exon. Lineage: Eukaryota; Fungi; Ascomycota; Eurotiomycetes; Eurotiales; Aspergillaceae.
AUGCGUGUGGUUGACGGCCUAUGUUCAGGUUACUGGAUCUGUAAGGGGCCCCCUGGGAGAUCCCAGAGGCCAAAGGACAGUGAUAUAGUACUCUUGUGGAUUCACGGAGGAGCUUACUGCUUUGGUGACCCACUGGGUGCGGCUCUGACGCUUCUUAGAGUCGCCGAACGUGCAGCGGAGCAGAGAGUCUCGAUUAGUAUAUUCACGGUGGAGUAUACGCUAGCACCGUUCGCUAGAUUCCCGCUUCAGCAAAAUGAGGCUGUAGCAGCGUACCGCUAUCUUCUAGAGGUGGAAAAGAUCGAGGCCAGUAAUGUUAUCAUCGCAGGAGAGUCUGCAGGUGGACAUCUGUCUCUCUCUUGCCUACUUGCUCUGGCAGAAGCGAAGCUCCCCAAACCGCUUGGAGCGUUGCUUCUCUUUCCUUGGGUCAACUUGAAAAAUAGCGCGCCUUCGUUCAGAGCCAACAAGAACAAAGAUGUUCUCAAUAAAUAUCUACUGGAUCGCUGCGUGGAUCUGGUCGUUGGCAAAGACCGGAACAUGAAUACUCCCGCUCGUGAAAUCUUGGAUCUGACGAAACCAUUGAGCGAUGGGCGACUUUGGAGCCAUGUGCUGCCCAUGCAUUCCUGGAUCAAUGUUGGAAGUCAUGAUAUCUUCCUUGACGAUGUUCGACAUUUUGUUCAGCAAGUACGGGCUGACGGAGCUGUCGUUGACUUGGAGAUUGCGUACGGAGAGCCCCACGGUUGGCAAUUUACUGCCAAUGAGUCUUCUUUCAAUCACUACUGCAGUCUUCAACCUGAUCAGGAUGUUCCUCCUGGGAUGAUGCCCGGCAGCGAGAAUAUCCUCAAGGGUGCUUUCGCGAUACUCAGGAGCUGCGGACGAAUAGAGGAGUCGUUGGCGUAG